Molecule: messenger RNA, 1734 nt
Organism: Nematocida parisii ERTm1
Lineage: Eukaryota; Fungi; Microsporidia
Exons: 1
Coding region: 1-1734 (577 amino acids)
Source: RefSeq, a predicted model, not a curated record
AUGAGGAAUGAAAAAAUUAUAGAUUCUAAAGAUGUUCUAAGUAUAAAAAUAGAGGACAAAAACAAAUUUGUUGAAUUUAAUUACCCUGGUAAGAAAGGAAUAGAAAGCUUAAAAGAGAAUAAUAAAGAUGCUAUAGAGGCACAAAAAAAGAAAAAUGAUAAGAAUGGCAAGCUUUUAGAAAAUACAACUAAUAGUGUCGUUUCUCGUGAUAUAAAGCACAGAAUAGAUGAAUUAAACCACCAAAUAAAAGAGGGCAGAGAUUCUAGCAAAUCUUUUAUGCACCCAAAUCCAUCUAACAAGACUUCCUCUAAAGAAAAAGAUGUAAUACUUAAUAGACAGAAUGUAAUUGUUUCUUUAUUGAAAGCCAACCAGUCAUAUAAAAGCCUAAAGAACAAUCAGCUCUCUAUGAAUAUAAAUGAAAUUGAAAAAACUCUUGAGGACUUUUGUGUAGGAAAAAAUAUAAAGGGUCUAAAAUUAAGCAGUAAAAGUCUGUCUGCGCUGAGAUACUCUGCAAGCCUAGCUUUAUUCUUGCACAAGAUGCAAAUGCCAAUAGGUACUUCAAUUCUAAAUGAGAUAGAGAUGAUCAGAGACAUUACUGAAGCAGCAGUAAAUUCAGAAGAAAUAUCUACUCUUAUUAAGAACGGCGCCUCAACAACAAUCGCUAUAUCAAAAAUUAGACAGAAUAUAGAAAGCAGCGAGAUGCAAGAAGAUAGAAAGGCGCGGAAACAGGAGAUAAUAAGUAAAUACAAGAAAGGAACAUCUACCGUGAUAGAAAACAUGGUGAAGUCGUUAGAUGAUAUUAUUGCAAAAAUUAAUAGUGAAAUUCCUGUUUUGGAUAAAACAAAGCUCAAAACCCCAAACCAAUACGACAUUUCUUCAGCUAAUGCUACAAAAAAAAACUCUUCGCCCAGCAGUAUAUACUUUGCCACCUGCGGCCCUAUAAUAUUCAAGCCAUCUACAAGCAGCAGCGACUCUAAGAACACAAUUGACCUUACAAAGGAGAUUAAAGUAGAAACCACCGAAAAAACAAUUAUUGAUAUAAAUGGAUUUUUAGACAAGUAUAUGUUAAGCAGCAGCACUAAUGAAAAGAAGCAAUCUUUAAUUAAGGAAAUGCUGUUUAAGCAAUUGAAUGUUAAAGCACGCAAAGAAUCUAGCAUAAAAACAACAGGCCCAAGCUGCAGUGUUAAAAAACAGAACGAUGAAAACUCUAUUUACUUCAUUGACAUGGAUAAGAUCAAUAAUAUUGCCAUGUGCAUCUUUAAGGAGCUGGAGAAUCGCAUGAAUGAAAUAAAUACAAAUGAGAAGGGAAUGCUUGAAGAAUCUGUCCACCGGGUAUGUGUUGCCAUACGUUUCAUUAUGACCCGAUGCUCUUUUAUUAGCAUUAACCAGCAUAAUACACUUUCAUUGAUCCGAGAAAAAACAAAAUCACAAUUUGUUAUUGGCUAUUCAAAGGUAGCCGACAUAAAACCAGACGCCAGUAGCCCAUCCCAGAAUUUGAUUGAUGACCAGAUUGUCUACUUUAAUAUGUUAGACAAGUACUCAAAGCCUGCUUCAGUAGACAAAAAACCCGCUAAAGGAGACAAAUCUGCUCACACACUGCAGGAUGAUAUAGCAGCAUCUACUGAUAAAAACUCUAGUUCAGUUUCUAUUGAAGAAUAUGAUGUUUUGAAGAAUAAUGUUUUAAAACCAUAUGAAAAGCAUCAGAGUGAAAAAGAAAAAAGAGCAUUGUUUUAA